Molecule: messenger RNA, 1734 nt
Organism: Asparagus officinalis (garden asparagus)
Lineage: Eukaryota; Viridiplantae; Streptophyta; Magnoliopsida; Asparagales; Asparagaceae
Exons: 2
Coding region: 1-1734 (577 amino acids)
Molecular function (GO): zinc ion binding; nucleic acid binding
Source: RefSeq, a predicted model, not a curated record
AUGGCAGGUGAUGAAGCCCCUAUCUCUCGAACUGAGUUCGACAUGCUAAAGGCCGAUGUCAAUCAGAUGAAGACUGUCGUGGAGCGAAUAGCAGUGGCAGUAGAGCGUCUGGAGAUUGUAGGAGAUCGAAAUCGCGUUGAUGGUCGCCAACGACGUGAACCGACUCCGUAUGAAGAUUCCGACAGCGAGGAAGAUCACUAUGCACCCCCACGCCGCGGUGUUUAUCGCAGAGACCGACGACAAAGGGAUAAUUAUGACGCUGGAGGUUUCAAGAUGAAGAUGGAUCUGCCAUCUUUCAACGGGCAACUUCAUAUUGAAGAGUUUCUCGACUGGAUUGCAGAAGUAGAGAGGUUCUUUGAGUAUAUGGAGAUCCCUGAAGAACGUAAGGUUAAAUUGGUGGCUUACAGACUCAAAGGUGGAGCUUCGGCUUGGUGGGAGUCUGUUUGUCUGAAUCGAUCUCGUCAAGGAAAGCCGAAGGUCGAUAGGUGGGAAAAGAUGAAGAAGCUACUGAGAGCCCGUUUCUUACCAAGUGAUUAUGAACAAGUUUUAUUUGGGCAGUAUCAGAAUUGUAGGCAAGGUGGAAGAUCCGUGGAUGAGUAUACGCAGGAGUUCUAUCGACUGUCAUCCCACAACAAUUUACACGAGAGCGAGGCGCAGCAGAUGUCUCGAUACAUUGGGGGAUUAAGGAUAGCGAUUCAAGAUCGUGUAUCUUUACAGCAUACCUAUACAUUGGCAGACACGUCUCAAACUGUUCCUGAUCAAGAUUCUACGACAGAAAAGGGCAAGGGGCCAGCGACGACUGCAGCGAAGAAGCCUACUCCAACGAACCCUUAUGCCAAACCUGACCCGAUCAAGUGUUAUAGAUGCGGACAGCCUGGUCAUCGUUCCAAUCAGUGCCCUAAAAGAGGUACUGUGAACAUGGUGGAUCAUGAAGAUGAUGAUACAGACCGAGACAAUGUUGAAGACUAUGAUGAUGGGUUGGAUGCUGAUGAUGGGGAACAACUCUCAUGUGUUGUGCGGCGACUAUUGUUGGCUCCAAAGGCAGAAGAACCACCACAGAGGCAUAAUAUCUUUCGAACGAGAUGUACGGUGCAACAGAAGAUCUGCGAUGUCAUCAUUGAUAGUGGGAGCAGCGAAAAUAUUGUAUCUCGGCGCAUGGUGGAGAAGUUAGGGCUGAAGACGGAAAAGCAUCCCGCUCCUUACAAGAUCGGCUGGAUUCGCAAGGGUAAUGACGUACAGGUUGAUGAAGUGUGUCGGGUAUCCUUUUCCAUUGGCCGAACUUAUGUGGAUGAGGCAUUGUGCGAUGUAGUAGAGAUGGAUGCAUGUCAUAUGUUGUUAGGCAGACCUUGGCAGUUUGAUGUUGAUGCCACGCAUAGAGGGAAAGAUAACGUCUACAUCUUUAAGAAGGAUGGUCGCCGAAUUGUGCUCAAGCCUCUAACCGAGAAGGGACCUGUCAAAACCAUUGUGGCUGAAAAGAAGAAUUUCUUGGUCGUUGACAAUGAAGACUUUAUGAAAGAUGUGAAGCAAUCUGAUGAGAUUUAUGCCCUUGUAGUUUCGGGAAAAGAGGAGUCUGCCACUGUCGAAACUCCACAUGAAGUACAGACCCUCUUACAACAGUUUGAUGCAGUUAUGCCUGAUGAUCUUCCUUCUGAAUUACCCAUGCUUAGGGACGUUCAACAUCAGAUCGACCUUAUCCCUGGAUCCCGACUACCAAAUCUGCCACACUAUAGAUGA